Molecule: messenger RNA, 4900 nt
Organism: Astyanax mexicanus (Mexican tetra)
Lineage: Eukaryota; Metazoa; Chordata; Actinopteri; Characiformes; Acestrorhamphidae
Product: neuroblast differentiation-associated protein AHNAK
Exons: 5
Coding region: 252-4334 (1360 amino acids)
Biological process (GO): regulation of RNA splicing
Cellular component (GO): nucleus; cytoplasm
Source: RefSeq, a predicted model, not a curated record
CUGUGCUCUAUGCUGUCAGCUUGUGUGGAUCAGGGAGGCGGGUAGCCGGGCUGCAGAACCUGUUUGCUCGCUUUACACUUAUCUGACAGGAGCUCUAUGCUCGGCCAAGUGAGCAAGCGUUUCAGAUUUAGCCGAAGUUUGGAGGAGUCAACAUCUCCUCCGGACACAUCCAGACCUCUCCCAUCAGCAUCUUCAGAUCACUUUUGGACCCCUAUUUUGUGAUAUGCAGCAGUAAACGUCAUAACGAGACAAUGAAUGGGGAAAUAGAGAGUUCUGUCUCCUUAGACGGAAAAGUCUUGGAGAACAACGGGAAUGAAGCUGGGCUUGAUGUUGGAUUUAAAGGUCCCUUGUUUAAUCUGAAAGGGGAUGCAGAUCAGAUUGUAGCUGCCACAAUUCACUUGGACCACCUUGCAAAAGAAGACAAGCUGAAAUUGCUGGAGAUCAUUCAGCCUUAUGAUCAAAACCUUGAAGUAAAGACCAAAGGAGGUCUAAAUGCUGGAUUGAGUCUUGGUGAUGUACUCCUGAAGGGUGAAACCCCAAAACUUCAAGCACCAGCAGUUGAAGUCCGUGGGCUGAAUGGAAAGUUAAAUUCCCCAAAUAUAAAAGGUGACCUCACAGUCCCGUCAGUUAAUGGAGAAGUCCCACAGAUGACUUUAAAGGGCUCUGCACCUGAUCUGACUGUAGGAGAGAGUGGGAAAUUCACAUUGCCAACUGUUGAUGUGUCUGCACCUCAACUUCAGGGUCCCAAUCUAGAUGGCAACAUCAAAAUGCCCAAUGCUAAGGUCUCUACUCCAACUCUGAGCUCUCCAGACUUCUCUGCAGAUGUAAAGAACCCAGACGUGAAGUUUAAGGCUCCUAGGUUUAAGAUGCCAAACUUUGGUCUACCUGCUGAAAAAGCGAAGCUUGAUGGGGGUGUGGCAGUAAAUACUCCAGAGCUGAAAUCUCCAGACAUGAGUGUGUCAGUCCCAAAGGCAGAUGUGGAUCUCAAAGCACCUCAGGUUGAUGUGAACUUGCCCAAAGCAGAAGUAAAAGGACCAAAUCUGAAGGCAGAAGUACCUGAUGUUGAUGUUGAGGCUCCCUCUGGAAAAUUCAAACUGCAAAAGCCCAAAUGGAAUCUCGGCAAGCCGAAAGUAAAAGCUCCAAAUGUCGAUGCAGAGAUGAAGACACCAGAAGCUGAACUGUCUGUACCAGAUCUCAAAGCUGACAUCAAGGCUCCUGGUGUUAAAAUGGAUUUGCCUAAUGCUGAGCUCAGCAGCCCUGAAGCAGAUAUUAACACACCAAAUCUUGACAUUGAUGCUCCCUCUGGUAAAAUUAAAUGGCCCAAAUUCAAGAAGCCAAAAGGAAAAGUGAAAGGGCCAUCAGUGGACAUUGACACAGAUGUGCAGACUCCAGAUCUAAGUCUGUCUGCCCCGAAUGUGAAUGCAGAUAUCAAUGCACCAAAAGUUGAUGUCAACGUUCCAGAUGUAGAUGUGUCCCUUCCCAAGGCAGAGUUGGAAACUCCCAAAGUAAAUGUUAACACUGGAAAACCCAAGUUUCCCACUCUGAAGCUACCAAAGAUGAACCUAAGUAGACCAAAGGUGGAGGGACCCAACAUUGAUGCAGACCUAAAGACACCAGGGGUAAAUGUCUCAGCCCCUGAUGUGAACGUGAACCUGCCCAAAGCUGAACUUGAUGGGCCAGGUCUAGAUGUCAAGGCACCCAAUCUUAACCUCUCUGCACCAAAAGUAGAAGGUGAUCUCUCUGUUCCAGACCUAAAUGUCAAAGCUCCAGAUGCAGACAUCAAGGGCCCGUCAGGCAAACUGAAGAUGCCCAAAAUAAAUUUCCCAAAGGCGAAGGUGAAGGGGCCAAAUGUAGAUCUUGAUGGUAACCUUGGUGCCCCAAAUAUUGAUGUCUCAGUCCCAGAUAUUCCGAAAGUUGAGGGAGAACUCGCCUUACCCAAUGCUGAACUUGAUGGGCCAGGUCUAGAUGUCAAGGCACCCAAUUUUAACCUCUCCGGACCAAAAGUAGAAGGUGAUCUCUCUGCACCAGACCUAAAUAUCAAAGCUCCAGAUGCAGACCUGAAGGGCCCAUCAGGCAAACUGAAGAUGCCCAAGAUAAAUUUCCCUAAGGGAAAGGUGAAGGGGCCAAAUGUAGAUCUUGAUGGUAACCUUGAUGCCCCUAAUAUUGAUGUCUCAGUCCCAAAUAUUCCAAAAGUUGAGGGGGAACUCGGCGGACCCUCACUGAAGCUACCCACUGCAGAUCUUAAAGGACCUGAACUAAACGCACAAACGCCAGAACUAAACCUCUCUGCACCUAAAAUUGAAGGAGAUGUCAGUGCACCCACAGUUAAUGUAGACCUCCCAAGUGCUGACCUGAAAACUCCUAAUGUUGAAGCUCCAUCUGGAAAAUUCAAGCUUCCUCAUAUUAAGAUGCCCAAGUUUGGUCUCUCUGCGCCAAGGGUGAAAGGACCAAAAGUUUCUGGGAAUCUACAAACACCAGAUGCAAAUGUAAACUUGCCAUCAGCAGAGCUAAAAGGGCCUGAUCUAGACCUAAAAGCACCUGACCUUAAUGUCUCCACUCCUGAUAUGAAAGGUUCCAUAUCUGCUCCAGCUGUAGAUGUGGAUUUAGCCAAAGCUGACCUGAAAGCUCCAGGUCUUAACCUUGAGGCAAAUACUCCAGAUCUGAAACUCUCUGCACCAGAUGUGGACCUAAGCUUGCCAAAAGGAAGCAUUGAGGUCCCUGAUGUAGAUCUAAACGUCCCUGAUGUUGAUGUUCCUUCUGCAAAAUUAAAGACACCACAUUUGAAAUUUCCCAAAAUUAAUCUCGCUGGGCCAAAGGUCAAGGGCCCCAAAGUGGAUGUUGGUGCAGACCUAAAUGCACCAGAUGUUGAUGUGAACUUACCCUCAGCGGAUAUCCGAGGACCUAAUCUCAACAUAAAAGCGCCUGAAAUGGAUCUCUCUGUUCCCAAAAUUGAGGGCUAUGUUGCUGCUCCAGCUGUAGAUUUAGAUUUACCUAAAGCUGAUCUAAAUGCUCCACAGGUUAACAUUGCUGCAAAAACACCAGAUCUCAACCUCUCUGCCCCGAAUGCAGAGCUUAGCCUGCCAAAAGGAAACAUUGAGGGCCCUGACGUAGAUCUGAAUGUCCCUGAGGUUGAAGUUCCAUCUGGGAAAUUAAAGAUGCCACAUUUGAAAUUUCCCAAAUUUAAUCUCACUGGGCCAAAGGUACAGGAGCCUAAUCUGGAUGCUAAAGCAGGUUUGGAUGUUUCUGUCCCUAAGAUUCAAGGAGAAAUAAAUACACCAGAUGUUGAUCUAAGUCUACCCAAAGCUGAGGUCAGUGUCCCAGAUGUUGACGUAAAGUUACCCAAAGCUGAAGUUGAUGUCCCGGAUGUUCAGGUCAAGAACCCAAAGUUCAAAGUCCUUACCAUCAAAAAACCCAAAGCUACUGUAUCGACCCCAAGUGUAAACGCACCAGAAGCUUCAAUAAAUGCAGAUUUAAAAAGUGUCAAUGUCUCAGCCCCAAGGGUAGAUGCAGAUGUUAAAGCUCCUGAGGUCAAUUUAAAUGCACCUACAGCUGAUCUUAAAGGCCCUGAGGUUGACUUGAAUGCUCCAGCAGUUGAUGUAAAGGCUCCAAAAGGAAAGUUUAAAUUUCCAACAUUUAAAAACUUCCGUCUUUCUGGCUCAAAAAUAAAAUCUCCUGAUGGCGACAUUGCUGCUAACGUUGAAGGACCUGAUCUAAAGAUGUCUUCCCCCAAAGUUGAGACACCUAAUGUUGAUCUGAGCUUGCCCAAAGCUGAGGUUGAUGUAGGCUCUCCAGAUGCCAAUGUUUCGGUCGAUGCUCCAAAGAGUAAAUUCAAAUGGCCCUUCAGUCGGAAGUCGAAAGAGGGAUUGAAGGGAUCAUUAGAUCUUCCAGAUGCCACAGUUGAUGCUAAAGAGGCAGAAGUGACCCUUCCGUCAGGUGUACCAAUGUUCAAGACGCACUUUCUGCCCAGCAGCAACCUGGAAAACCUCAUCCAGGACAUUGGUGGGGCGAUUGAUUUGAGCAGAGAUCCAACUAAAUCAGUGGCACAGGCUCUCCCUCAGCUGAAGGCGGAGGUGAAAGCGUCCCCUGGGUCUUCUGAUGAGAAUGGCCAGACACAGACAGUGAACAUCUUGGAAAGACUAAAACUGUCUGCCGCACGCUCGAUCAGUGACCUGACCGAAGGCAGCGAAGCCGAGACAUCCUCAGUUCCAGACAGUCCGAGCAAAGCGAAUAGAGGAACGUUUAAAAUAAACUCCACAAGUGAGCAAGAUAAAAUUUCUCUGAGUCUUAACAACAUGCUUGGCUUGCCAACUGGAUCUGACGCAGGUGAAGAUUAAGGUCAGGCUCAAAAGAAAACCUUCCUUUCUGAAAGAGGAAACGAUUCUUAAACUUUUUUUUUUAACGUUUGAUGUCUUUCUAUUAGCGCUGGUUUCUGAAAACAAGUCUAGAUCCACUAUAAAAUGGACGUUUACUCAUGUGGAAGAUCAGCUCUUUGUGUGACACUUUUAUCACAUUAGAGAGAAGACAUAAAUAAAGUUUAAAAUGGAGGGAUGACAUUUUGCAACAUGUAAUUCUGUAAUUUUUUGUAUAGAGUCUGUAAAACAAGCAAAGUCUUGGGUAAUAAUUUUACAAGAUUAUUAAUAUGAAGGAAAUGUCUCAUUCUGAAUAUCAUAUACUUCUUUAUAUAUAUAUAUAUAUUGUUUUUAUGUAUGUGUGUGUUGUUUUUUUUUACAUGUAUUCAUCAGUAUUGUUGCUACUAGAAAAAAAAUAUAUAAUGCCCAAUGAACUAAUAAGUACACUGUCAACAUUUUUUUUGCUGCAUAUCCGGCCUUUUACAACUUUGACAAUACUUUUAAACUGUAUAAAUAUAUAUGUUUUUCUAAUAAAAAUACAUUUUGACGCA